UGUGUGUUGUUAGUUAAUUAUAUUUUUGUAUUGUUUAAUGUUGAGCAUGUUUCGUGCAAGAGUAUGGUACCCGUGCUCUCUUUGGAAUAUAGACCGACUAUCCCCGUGCCAGUAGACGGAAAUAGUUCGGAAAACUUAAAAUACCUCCCCUUCAUAAUGCUGAUAGAUAGAGACAUGGAUACGAGUGAAUAUUGGAGGGAAACAGAGAUCCUGUCUCUCGUGAGGAACGAUGAAGUUGGCAUAGACUAUGACAAGUGUGAACAGACUGCGCCGGAGCACAGCGUGGUGCGCAUCAACAGUUUCAGAACCGUUCGACCUAUAUGCAGGAACACUAUUGAUUACCAGCAGUGCCCCCAAUGCCCUCAUUUCAAUAAUCAUACUGAAUGCGAACUGUUCAGGGACUCUUGCAAAGAACGCAGGGUAAGUCCGUCAGAAUAUCGCACGUACUGUGAUCGCAAGUAUGGCAAGUGGCGUGCAAUGUUCCUGCCUGCUGAUUACACACAGUGCCGGUGUUGUGACGAGUGCAUCUUCUUUAGAGAGUUGGAUCAAUCUUGUGUGGAAGAUGAAUACAGUUUUGAUACUGAAGAGUUUUUGCCAACUACUACUAUAGAUUUCAGAGCGGGAUGUAACCCGUAUUGGGGUCACCCAGAACAAGAGUUCCGUGCCCUGAGAUGCGACAAAAUACUGCGGAGAUGCGUUCCAGUAACAGUGCCGCCGUUACCAAAUGAAACUUUAAAUAUCCGUCGUAGCUUCCGCUACGAAGUCGCUACGAGCGGUGAUUGUCCAAUCUUCUGCCGCGGCUACGAAUGUAAAGGCUUAUUAGUUCCUGAACAGAACUGCGUCCCUGGAGGAUUCCUGCCGGACAAGGACCAAUGCAACUGCUGCGGGCGAUGCAGUGUAUACCAUCAGUUGAACGAGAAGUGCGCUGAGUUCAAGAAGACUUUGCAGAAGGUUAACGGCACUGUGGAAAUUGAGGUAGAAGAGGAGUUCUUGGAGCCAGGGUGUGAUGAUGGACUGGUCUGCAGACAGGGUCGCUGCCAGGACAUACACACGGUGCGUCCUUCUGUCGGCCCCCGACGGAAGAGGGAUGACGAUAUUUUAUCUAACGAGCCAUGUAAACGUGAGUUGAAGUACUUCAAGAAGAAGUUCGGUCCAGAGGGUCAUCUGCAUUACAACGCGCCACAGUGCACUCCGCUCUGGUUGUAUGCCCCCGUUCAGUGUCGUCGCUUCGUAUGUUACUGUGCUUUGGAAGAUGGCAGCUUCAUCUUAGGGAUCAAAGUCCCACGGGUUGAAGUCUCCAAUAUGAAUUGCGAUUGCGCUCGUGAGCGGUGUCGCACGGGUUCGGAUGUGGAGUGUGAUGGUUACGGAAAUUACAAGGAAGCCGUGUUCACACCACACCUUGAAGAAUGGAAGGCGGGCGGAGACGACAAAGAUGAUGAACCCUCGUUCACUCUUGUCUCCGUGGCUCCGGAAGACCCUCGCUCCACUCUGAUCAUGGACAUGACCUCUAUGCCACAAUGAUUUUAUUAUAG
This is a messenger RNA of Spodoptera litura, 1532 nucleotides long. RefSeq lists its product as uncharacterized. The record is from RefSeq and is a predicted model, not a curated record. NCBI's taxonomy places the organism in Eukaryota, Metazoa, Arthropoda, Insecta, Lepidoptera, Noctuidae.